AUGUACACCAUUUGCCUCGACGACUUAUCUCAACACAAGAGACUUUUGGAAAAAUCUUAUGGAGAUUGCAAGUUGCCUACAACCACGAAACGCAGAACAACUCCGGAGUUCUUUUUAAUUUCAUCCGGACUGUUGGAUUUUAUUCACUACAGUUUAAGUUUUUUCAUGGAGGACAGUCAUUUUAUGGAGGACAGUGGUGAUUCUUCUGACAGUGAGAAGCUUGCUGACUUUCUUGACCCUAGCUAUUUUGAGUCUGUCAACAAUCUUUGCAUUGAAGUUGAGUUACUGAUGCAAGAUGGCUCUGUUUCUCCUGUUAUGGCCAGGAACAUAUUGAAAUGCCUCUCCUACCUAACUCCUAAGACUGGGAAAAAAGAAUCAUUAAAAAUGUUGCUUCCACUGAAUGAAAAUUUAUAUGAAGCCAUAAGUUGUGAGGGUUAUGAAACUGAUGACAAACUGAAGUACAUUGUGGAUGGCGGUCUAAAGAUUUUACAGGGUAUGUCACUAACAGUGGAAGCUGUGCAUGCCAUGCUGACUGAACCUGAGUAUGAAGGAUUUUUCAAAACUUUCAAGAAGAUGGUCGCUGAUCAACAGCAUGGCUGGCCGGCAGUCAUAGAGAUAAUAAAAAAUAUGCAUGAAAUUGGGUUGAAGGAGAAAAGUCUGUUGUUGGAAGAUUUCAUGAUGUUUCUUGUGGAAACGACAUUCCCAAGCAAGCCUACAAUGAAGACCUUUAGGUUGGUGGAAGAAUUAAAAGACCUGAUUGAGGCAUGUGACGCUGAGUUGAUGGAUGCUUUUUUCGUAAAGUUUAGGCAAGGACUCUUUGGCAUGCUGGCCAGUAAACUAAAUAAAAAAGAGAAGCAUACAGCCAUCGAUUGUUCCUGUAGACUAAUCACAAAACUCGGCGUUCGUCAUUU
This is a messenger RNA of Helobdella robusta, 911 nucleotides long. RefSeq lists its product as hypothetical. The transcript has 10 exons. NCBI's taxonomy places the organism in Eukaryota, Metazoa, Annelida, Clitellata, Rhynchobdellida, Glossiphoniidae. The record is from RefSeq and is a predicted model, not a curated record. The annotation marks the transcript as partial.